AUGUCGUCAAAAUCAAUCAAAGUGAUCUCUCUCAGCAAGAAUGUUGGUCGUCUCAGUCAGCUGUACAAACGGGUGAAGAUGGAGAACGUGAAGGUUCUCCUUGCCCGAGAAGUCGGAACUGUUAAGGCCCGAAAAAUACACUCCGCACUGGGAGACCCGGCCUGCUGGAUCCACGAACUCCUUAUAGAGACUCUAGUGGAUGACUUUGUGGUGGAAAUCAGAAAUAAAGAAGCAGGCACGCUGCAAGUUGCUUUCCAGGCCCUGGACUCACAGGUUUGGGAUCUACAACAUCACGAGCAUGACACUUUCAUUUGGCUUCUUUCCUGGGACAAAAUCGUGAAACGAGCCCGAUUUCCGUACGCGGGGAAAGGAGUGUGCACUUUGAUCUUCCAGACUGGUUCAGAUGUAAGAAUAGACGGGCUCCUGUGGCCCCAUGACCCGAAUCUUCCGGCUCAAGAGCAACUUUUCCGUAAGUUUGGGAGUGUUAAAGUAGCCAAGCAUGAAGUGCAAGAAUCUGCCGUCCCCCAGACUUCCCAUCGUCUUCUAGAUAUGCCGAAUUUGUACAAGGACCUCAGGCUUGCUAUCGAGAAUGGCGACACUGAAACAACUACUAAGUUGCUGGAUAACGGUCUUGGUAUAGAGGAUCAUCAUUUUCGCACUGCAACAGUGAACAAGUACAUCGACAUUGUAGAGCAGUUCUUGUCUCGUGGCUGGGGCAUUCACACCGAUAUGAGCAACACAGCACCAUCAGCGCUAGGUAUACCUUUGAAGAUGUGGGACUUCCCAAGUGGUUUCUCAGCCACGGCGCGGACCCAAACAAAAGGUGCCGUGUUCGGAACUGCACGCCAUUAUCCUACGCGGUCCGGGAUGGUUCUUUUAAUGCCAUCAAGCUUCUUUUUGAAAAUGGAGGUCAAGUCCAAGAUGGGCAGCUUUUGCAUUACGCCGCGAUGCGAACCCAAAAUGACAACCACGAAACAGUUAAUUUACAAUCAAGAUCCCGACUAUAACAAGCUAUGUGUAAACAAACUGCUUGACGAGGGAACCCUAGAAUAUUCUAUGAGCGAAAGCAGUGGGCUUGGCACUCCAUUACACUACGCCGCUCGGUCUGGUUCAGCAAAAAUGGUGACAUUCCUGGUAGAGCAGGGCGGAGCUCCUGAUCUUCAAGAUCCUUACCGUCGGACACCAAUCAGUUAUGCGAUUCGUAACGGGCAUCAUGACAUUGAACAAUUCUUGAAGAAACUUAACUUCUCCUACUUAACUUCUCCUAGCAUGGAUUCCGACGAAAUUUUAGGCCAGGAUCUCCUGAAGCCAGAGAACGAAGAAGAUCUAGACGAAAAAUACCCCAACAGACCUCACAACCGGGCCCCGACACUGCCGUUCCACGAUCUGUACCUCAACCUAUUUAAUCCACUGAGUGAGCUCAAGAAGAAGCCGUCAGGGCCUGCUCCAGCUCGCCGAAAGGUUGGUCCUCAUGGCAAAGGUGCUACGAGUCUCAACCCGUUCGAGCGCCGGCGCGAUGUAAUUGAGCGCUUCAUUUCGCGAUGGCGCAAGGAUGUCGGCGACGAUAUUUACCCCGCCCUUCGAUUGAUUCUUCCCGACAAAGACCGUGAUCGACCAAUGUACGGGGUCAAGGAGAAGGCUAUCGGCAAGAUGCUCGUCAAGACCAUGAAGAUCAACAAAGAAUCAGAAGAUGGAUACAAUCUUCUAAAUUGGAAGCUUCCAGGCCAGGGUGCUACGACACGCAUGGCGGGUGAUUUUGCUGGAAGAUGCUUUGAUGUUCUCUCGAAGCGGCCUAUGCGGACCGAGCCGGGCGACAUGACAAUCGACGAGGUCAAUGAGAAGCUAGAUAAGCUAUCUGCUGCCUCAAAGGAGGAUGAACAAUUGCCAAUCUUAACGGAGUUCUAUCGGCGGAUGAACCCCGAAGAGCUUCUCUGGCUCAUCCGAAUUAUACUUCGGCAGAUGAAGGUUGGUGCUACCGAGCGAACACUCUUUGAUGUUUGGCAUCCAGAUGCCCAGAAUCUGUACAGCAUAUCUAGCAGUCUGCGACGUGUUUGCUGGGAACUGCAUGAUCCCAAUAUCCGGCUUGAGGGAGAGGAGCGCGGUAUUGCGUUGAUGCAAUGCUUCCAGCCUCAGCUGGCCCAAUUUCAGAUGCAUUCAUUUGAGAAAAUAAUUGCUCGUAUGAAACCCGCAGAAGAUGAUAACGUGUUUUGGAUUGAGGAGAAAAUGGACGGUGAGCGUAUGCAACUCCAUAUGGCGCCUGACGAUUCAACCAAAGGUGGUCGGAAAUUUGGCUUCUGGUCGCGCAAAGCGAAAGAAUAUACCUAUCUUUAUGGGAAUGGAAUUUAUGAUGAGAACGGCGCUCUGACAAGGCAUCUGAAAGAUGCUUUCGUGGAUGGAGUACAGAGCAUUAUUCUCGACGGUGAAAUGAUCACCUGGGAUCCUGAACAGGAUGCCAUGGUUCCCUUCGGCACGCUCAAAACCGCGGCACUGGCGGAACAACGAAAUCCUUUCUCAAAUGGUCCACGACCCUUGUUCCGUAUUUUUGAUAUCUUACAUCUUAAUGGGCGUGAUCUAACGAAGUAUACCCUUCGUGAUCGUCGUAAUGCCCUGGAGAAAACUGUCCGACCUGUCCAUCGCCGGUUUGAAAUUCAUCCUUACGAGGAAGCCACUACCACCACAGAAGUCGAAGCAGCUCUGCGGAAGGUCGUUGCUGAGGCGUCAGAAGGUCUCGUGUUGAAGAACCCGCGCUCUCCAUAUCGACUAAACGAACGCCAUGACGACUGGAUGAAAGUCAAACCAGACUAUAUGACCGAAUUUGGAGAAUCCCUUGACGUUGUUGUAAUUGGCGGAUACUAUGGCUCGGGUCAUCGAGGAGGGGCGCUGUCCAGUUUUCUCUGCGGACUACGAGUCGAUGACAGCACACAAGCAGCGGAAAAAUGCUGGUCCUUUUGUAAAGUCGGUGGCGGUUUCACUGCAGCUGACUACCAGGAGGUCCGCCAUCAUACAGAGGGCAAGUGGAAGGCGUGGGAUGCGAAGAAGCCUCCGACUACCUUUAUCGAACUGGCGGGUGGGGACGCCCAACAUGAGCGUCCAGAUAUGUGGAUCAAACCAUCCGAUUCAAUUGUGUUGUGUGUGAAAGCUGCCUCUGUCGCGAUCAGUGACCAAUUCCGCAUGGGAUUGACACUGCGCUUUCCUCGCUUUAAGAAAUUGCGCAAGGACAAGGAUUGGAAAAGCGCGCUCUCAGUUCAGGAGUUCCUUGACCUAAAGUCCAAUGCAGAGCAAGAACACCGGGAGAAAGAUUUCUCUGUUGAUAACUCUCGAAAGAAGCGAGUAAAGAGGACCACUAAGAAACCACUGACGGUUGCUGGGUACGACAAUAAUGUCGAUGUCCAGUACCUUGGACCUUCUGGGCAUGUUUUCGAUGAGCUUAACUUCUUCAUAAUGACCGAGUCGACCAUCCCAGAAAAGAAAACAAAACUUCAACUGGAACAACUCGUGAAGGCUAAUGGUGGCAAGAUCUACCAAACCAGGACAGCUGCGGUAGAGACACUCUGUGUUGCCGAGCGGAGAACGGUCAAAGUGGCCUCAUUACAAAAGAGUGGAGAGCAAAACAUCAUUCGACCAUCUUGGCUUAUCGACUGCAUCAAACAGAAUGAAAUAGAUGCAGGCCUGCCAGAUCUUCUUCUCCCGUUCGAGCCAAGACACAUGUUUUUCAUGACAGAGGACAAUGAGGAAGAAGUCGCAGCAAAUGUCGACAAAUUCAUGGACAGCUAUGCUCGAGAUACAACUGUCGAAGAGCUCAAGGAUAUAUUUAAGCAAAUGGAAAAAAACGAAGAGCAGCCCGACCAUGUCCCGGAUCCAGAAACCAUUCAGAGAGUCGAGGCUCGGAUCCAGGAAAAAGUUAACGCUGGUUACACAGUACCCUGUGGAUGGCUCUUCCGAGGCUUGAAGUUUUAUUUCUACUCGAACGGGAGUCAGCCGGACGAACCAGCCUCCCGAGAACUGAGAAAGGAGGACCAACGCCUCCACUUCGCCUGCAACACCGCCCGGUUUGCAGGCGCGGAGAGUGCCAGCUCAUUGAAGAGCUCGGGCACCACACAUGUGAUAGUUGAUCCGGAGACUGUGUCUUCGGCGGACAUAUCAUCUCUCCGGAAGUCUCUGGCCGAGAAGCCGGGCGCGAAAAUGCCGCAUCUUGUUAGCGUGAGCUGGGUGGAAGAAUGCUGGAAAAAUGGCACUUUGCUAGAUGAAGAGAGGUUCCCGGUUCCGCGAUGA
Messenger RNA from Penicillium expansum, 4272 nucleotides. RefSeq names its product DNA ligase (ATP) DNL4. Gene Ontology annotation, cellular component: DNA ligase IV complex. The record is from RefSeq and is a predicted model, not a curated record. NCBI's taxonomy places the organism in Eukaryota, Fungi, Ascomycota, Eurotiomycetes, Eurotiales, Aspergillaceae. The coding region runs from base 1 to 4272 and encodes 1423 amino acids. Gene Ontology annotation, molecular function: ATP binding; DNA ligase (ATP) activity; DNA binding. Gene Ontology annotation, biological process: DNA biosynthetic process; DNA recombination; nucleotide-excision repair, DNA gap filling. The transcript is spliced from 11 exons.